AUGCUGCUGGACCACGCCAUGUCCCCGAGGUGCUCGACGUAUGGUCGCGACGGGGAUGGCGCCGGCGCCGGCGGCCGCGCCUCGGUGUUCCGGCUGGAGAUGAUGAGCAGGGCUGUACACGCUGCCGCCAGAGGAGGGAGCGUGCGGAUGCUGAAGGAGCUCAUCGACGGUCGCUCCGACGUGUCGGCGUAUCUUGAUAUCCGUGGAUCCACCGUGCUUCAUGCAGCUGCUGGGAGAGGGCAGCUCGAGGUUGUCAAGCGAUACGUUCCCCUCCACUCGGCGAUCGCAGGGUUCAGAACCCCGGGGUUCCGUCGGCUCGACCGGCAGCUGGAGCUCACCAAGCAUCUCAUUCGAGAGAGAGCCGCAGACAUCAGGAAGAUCAUCAACCUGAGAAACGACGCGGGCCUCACCGCCCUGCACAUGGCUGUGGUUGGCUGCGUGCACCCGGACCUCGUCGAGCUCCUGAUGACCACGCCGUCCAUCGACCUUAACGUCGAAGAUGCUGACGGCAUGACCCCGCUGGCGCUGCUCAAGGAGCAGCUGCGAUCAACCACGUCGGAGAGGCUCAUCAAGCAGAUAGUCUCCGCCGGAGGGGUGCUGAGCUCGAGCGUGCUGAGAAGCCGGUCGGCCGUCGUUUCGCAGAUAAAGAUGCGGGGAGGGAUUGCGAUCAGUCCGGGCACCAUGUUCAGGAUAUCGGAUGCGGAGAUAUUGUUGCACUCGGGCAUUGCGGCGACGGAGUCCCGAAGGGCUAGCUCGUGCUCUAGCGAUGGCAAGUGUGACCCUACCGGCUUUGACAAAAUCUGA
Molecule: messenger RNA, 804 nt
Organism: Aegilops tauschii subsp. strangulata
Lineage: Eukaryota; Viridiplantae; Streptophyta; Magnoliopsida; Poales; Poaceae
Source: RefSeq, a predicted model, not a curated record